Molecule: messenger RNA, 607 nt
Organism: Podarcis muralis (Common wall lizard)
Lineage: Eukaryota; Metazoa; Chordata; Lepidosauria; Squamata; Lacertidae
Product: neurophysin 1-like
Cellular component (GO): extracellular region; secretory granule
Molecular function (GO): neurohypophyseal hormone activity
Source: RefSeq, a predicted model, not a curated record
AAACCAGAAAGACCUUCUCCAUUCCUUCUCCUCAAGAGAAGCAGCUGGUGGCAACCAGGACGACCAUGUCUUACAAUAUGCUAGCCUUCUGCUUGGUUUGGCUCCUGGCUCUCUCUUCGGCUUGCUACAUCCAGAAUUGCCCCAUUGGAGGGAAGCGCUCCCUUCUGGACAUGGAAGUCAGAAAGUGCAUCUCCUGCGGGCCAAGGAACAGAGGGCAUUGCUUUGGUCCCAACAUCUGUUGCGGGGAAGAACUAGGCUGCUACUUGGGCACAGCGGAAACCAUGAGAUGCCAGGAAGAAAACUUCCUCCCAACGCCUUGCGAGUCUGGAAGGAAGCCGUGCGGCAACAGCGGAGGGACCUGCGCCGCAUCAGGCAUCUGCUGCAACAAUGAGGGCUGCACGGUAGACUCUGCCUGUGACCAAGAAUGAGAAGACAACAAGGAACAAGGAUCACAUGAAUCCACUUUUUGAUUAUGAACUUGCAGGCAACACCAGUGUGACUCGUCAAGUACGCAUGCUGGAUGCCAACGGCCGACAAACUUGUGCAAAUUAAAAGUUGCAUAUCAGCAACAGAAGUCUAUGAUUUGUGUUCUCCUGGCUUUUCAAUA